Molecule: messenger RNA, 1041 nt
Organism: Dentiscutata erythropus
Lineage: Eukaryota; Fungi; Glomeromycota; Glomeromycetes; Diversisporales; Gigasporaceae
Source: the annotation of a GenBank genome assembly
AUGGUUAUUCAAAUUGGCAUUAACGGUUUUGGAAGAAUAGGACGACUUGUUCUUCGCGCUUGUGUAAAAAAUCCGAAUGUCCGAGUUGUUGCUUUGAAUGAUCCAUUCAUGAGUAUUGAACAUAUACUUUACUUGUUUAAAUAUGAUACUAUCCAUGGACGAUAUAAAGGUCAAGUCGAAAUAAAAGAUGGAAAAUUACUUGUAAGCAAUUACGAAAUUUUUGUUUUUGCUGAAAAGAAUCCCCAGGAUAUCAAGUGGGGAAAAGUAGGUGCCGACUACAUAGUUGAAUCCUCUGGUAUUUUCAAAACUAUGGAAAAAGCAUCGCUUCAUUUGCAAGGGGUAUGCGAAAAUUCCAAUUCAACUCUUGGUGCAAAAAAGGUCAUAAUUAGUGCACCGGGUGACGAUGUGCCAAUGUUUGUUUACGGUGUAAAUUUGGAAACUUAUAAGCCUGAAUACAAGAUUAUUUCCAACGCUUCUUGUACUACAAAUUGUUUGGCACCGAUCGCCAAAGUCCUUAACGAUAAUUUUGGUAUUAUCGAAGGAUUGAUGACAACUAUCCAUCCAAUUACAGCAACUCAAAAAACUGUUGAUGGCCCUUCUGACAAAGAUUGGAGAAGAGGCAGAGGAGCUGCACAGAAUCUUAUCCCUACUUCCACGGGAGCUGCAAAAGCCGUUGGCAAAAUAAUUCCAUCGUUGGACGCCAAGUUGACUGGUCUAGCCUUCCGUGUCCCCACUCUAAAUGUUGGCGCAGUUGAUUUAACUGUUCGUCUGGAAAAAGAAACUACUUAUGAAGAUAUUAAAAAGGUUAUGAAAUAUGCUUCCGAAAACGAAUUAAAAGGAAUUCUCGGAUAUACUGAGGAUGAAGUUGUUUCCUCGGAUUUUAUUGGUGAAACUCGCUCAAGUGUAUUUGAUGCUAAGGCUGGCAUUCAACUGAAUCCUACGUUUUUUAAAGUUAUUGCGUGGUAUGAUAAUGAAUUGGCUUACUCAACAAGAAUUGUUGAUUUAAUUGAAUAUGUUGAAAAAGUUGAUUCGUCGACUUAA